CCACAAUAAAACAUAUCUUACCUCUGAUCCACAAAGACAAAAGAGAGACAAGAAAACCAAGCAAACUGGGAGCACUCGCAUGAUGAAAUUUUAUCUACCUUUGUAGUCAAAUUCCUCUGGCUGGGAUUCUUUAGAGUAUCAGCUGUUAGAUUUGUGUUUAAUUUUUAACCAUUAGUAAAAUAUUUUAAAGUGCACUUAGAAAUAAAGUACAGGAGCCUCAACUAUUGACUGAUAAAUCUGAUCUCUCCAAAGGAUCCCGCCCCGGCUUGACUGGUUUUAUCGUAAGAGCAUGAUGAGAUAACAGAAGUAAAGCCCUUGAAGUGAAUGAUUGAAAGGAAGCACUUGUUAAGGAGACACAUUUCUUUUAUUUGGCCAGAGGAGUCUGAUCGAAACACUUGCACUGAUUUCUCCUGAUUGCAGGCAUUGUGUACUAUGUAGUAUUUAUUAUUUAUUAUUAUCAUUGUGAAGGACAGAUGAUUUUGUGUACAACGUACACAUGGAAAGCCCUCCUAUCCGUGCGGUGCCCGCUCCACGCUCACCCGCGUCCCAAGCUCCUUUUCCACCCUUCGCCUUGAGAAUUUUCCAAGGGUUUGGCAGAGGCUCUUGCGACAGUGUCGCUCGAUCGGUGCCGUUUCACUUACGGCCGCAGCCCCGUUUCCGGCAGCGCGGGCGGUUUCCCCGGCGAGGGCGGUGCGCACGUGCAGGAGGGAGUAGAGGAUGUCUUUUCGUGGCAGAGGAGGUGGAGGAGGAAGAGGAGGUGGAGGCUUCGGCCGUGGAGGAGGCGGUGGUGACAGAGGUGGCUUUAAUCGAGGCGGACGAGGUGGCUUUGGACGGGGAGGCGGAAGAGGAGGCUUCAACAGAGGCGGAUACGACCAGGGCCCUCCCGAAAGGGUAGUUUUGUUGGGAGAGUUCAUGCACCCCUGUGAAGACGACAUUGUUUGCAAAUGCAAAACAGAAGAAAACAAGGUGCCUUAUUUCAAUGCACCAGUGUACUUGGACAAUAAAGAACAGAUUGGCAAAGUGGAUGAGAUCUUUGGACAGCUGAGAGAUUUUUAUUUUUCAGUGAAACUGUCUGAGAACAUGAAAGCUUCUUCAUUUAAAAAAAUGCAAAAGUUUUACAUUGAUCCAGCAAAGCUACUGCCUCUUCAGAGAUUCUUGCCAAGGCCCCCUGGAGAAAAAGGUGCUCCCAGAGGAGGUGGUAGGGGAGGACGUGGUGGUGGACGUGGGGGAGGAAGAGGUGGUGGUAGAGGAGGAUUUGGAGGAGGACGAGGUGGAGGAAGAGGAGGAGGAGGAGGAGGAUUCAGAGGAGGCAGAGGUGGAGGAGGAGGAUUCAGAGGAGGCAGAGGUGGAGGAGGAGGCUUUCGGGGAAGAGGACAUUAAAAGCGGAGCCAUGAGUAUCUCCCCGCUGUCUUACCAUGUCAUCUACAGAAGGGAAGAACCAGCAAAAAUUUUGUAAAGGACUCUGAAAAAGUUAUUUUUAUAAAGAACUUGAAGCUGUAAGAUGAUGAAUAUUUUUACAGCUAAUGACUAGUGAUCAACGCAUGAGGAGUGUAGCCCCAGAUGAAGAGCUGAAGACCACUCAGAAUGUACGGACACUUUGCUAACUAAGCCAGGAUUCAAUGUUAUUCUUAAACUGUUUGUUUCUGACAAGCAGCAGCCAAUGCUUGACUUCGUGAUGGAAUUUGGUGUAAACAGUCAAUUGAAAUGGGUCACUACAUUCACAUUCAUCAGUGUGAACCUGUUACCUGUGCGUGACUGAUCCCUGGUUCUCAUCCUCCUUUUACGUAGAAUCUUCUGGGUUGCUCUGAAAUGGACGUGCUGUUUUAAACAACCUUUGUGAACCUUUUUUUAUAAACUAAACUUAAAUAUUUUGUGUUGAUAGAUUUUUUAAAAAAUACAUAAUGUAUAAAAGAAAAGGAAGAUAGUAAAGUAUAUUUUGUGAAUUUUUCUAUAUAAAUCUCAAUGAAAGCCAAAAGCAUUAAGACACGUUCUUGUUAGCAGCUGCUGUCUAAUGAACAGGACAGGCUAGUACUAUACUUGAGUCACCUAAUUGUAUAUUAAAACGCUAAGGGUUUUUAACUGUCCCUGCAUACUCCCUUAGCUUGUUUCUUUUGAGGUUUUUAUAUCCUGGCACUGCACCUCUGUGGUGCUCUGAGCUUGUGUAGGGCUAAGAUUAAAUAGCCCAUCAUUGGGCUCCUCUGCACACAGCACUUCUGGUUAUGUAUUGCUUAAAAAAACAGUAUGUAUUGCAAUAUGCAAUUAUGUAUUGCUUAAAAAAGGCAUGAAAAAGUUGGCACGAGUCUUUGGACUCUUUAAAUGGAUGCAUUAUGAGGAUUUUUGAAAAGCUAGUGACUGUCUCUCCUUAUGAACAGAGGAGACCAGGGUACCUCUCUACUCUUGGACUUCAGAAACAAAGUAAGGGGUAGAAAGUAGAAUCUCUCUGAACUUCAUCCGAAGCCAGAAGUCUCUUCACAGACUCUCCUACCAAGCACUUUUGAAAAGGGAUCUAGAGAAUAAUGUACGUGCAAGUAUUCUGAACAUCUUUUUCCAUGUGAAAAGAAAUACAUUUCAGGAUUGAUCGUACUGUUACACUUUUUGAUUGAUGAAUGCAGUACCAGGCAGAUGAAUUAUAUUAGCCUUCUGUUUAACAAAAAGAAACAGGUAAUUUUUCAGCACUGGGACAGGACAGUUACUGGUCAUUUUAACAAAUGUGACUGUUAGUUUUAGUAAUCUCUGGAACAAAACUUGAAACAAGCUGGAAAAAAAGUAUUAAAGAAUUCACUUAAGUGUGAAUUCCUACGUCAGGAGUUAGCUGUUGCAUUUCAGGCGCACCACAUUGCAGUUGAACAGUAGGGACCAAGUGCAGCUGCAAUUGUCAGUACUUCUGUCAUUUGCAGCUGCAUCUGCUGUGCUGUGUUCACUGAUGCUUCAGUAGCUCGUUUUGGGUAGCUGACUAUGAUUGUCUUUCCUUAUUCAUCUGACUUUGGAAGGCUAACUUAACACAAUCCUCACUCUUACACCCAAAUUCAUACUCUGCUUUGCUAUUCUCACUGCAUGCUUUAGGGACACGCUUUUUCCUGGGGUGUCAGAAGACUCCUGCCAUCCCUUUUGAAUUGCAUGGUGUGACAGCUGAUGGUUUGGUUACAGUCAGUGCCACCCUCCUGCAGGUCAGGACAAGAUGUGUAUGCUUUGACUCUCUCAGCAGAUGGAGCAGUGAGUCAGCUUGAAGCAUUGCGAGGCCGAAGCAAAGGCUUUGACAUCUGUGUGCAGAGGGGCUAAAGAACAAUAUCCAUUGCAGCUCUAGAGGGAAGGUUGGCCUCCUGGUUAUAGGGGCAGAUUGCAGUCCCAACUGAGAAAUACAUGAGGAUCGUUACAGUAUGGCCUGUUCAUACAGUAUUGGAUGAAUUUUAUAUAUAAUACACGGAGAAAAUUUAUAAUCUUAGAUCUUUUGGGAGGUUGUAGGGUGUUAGGAUAUAAGAAUGUCCUCAGUGAUUGGGUGUGAAUAUGAGGAAACUAACUGUUGUGUUUGUCGUAUGAUGCCCUUUUUUGUUUUGUUUUGUUUUCUUCUCCAUUGUGGGGAAGGAUGGUGUUUGCCAGGUUUAUCUGGUCCCUCUUCUGCCUUGUCUUCUCUGUGCCAUGACAUCUGUGCCUGCCCUCCUAAUGUAAGGUGCUAACUGUAAAGGAUGAAAAUUCAGUCUCUUAAAAGACAGGCCUUCCCUGCAGUGUAAUACUGUAAUGAACUAAAAUACAGGUUCUCUAAUUUUAUAUGACA
Messenger RNA from Myiozetetes cayanensis, 3772 nucleotides. RefSeq names its product GAR1 ribonucleoprotein (gene GAR1). The transcript is spliced from 7 exons. Gene Ontology annotation, biological process: snoRNA guided rRNA pseudouridine synthesis; ribosome biogenesis. NCBI's taxonomy places the organism in Eukaryota, Metazoa, Chordata, Aves, Passeriformes, Tyrannidae. The record is from RefSeq and is a predicted model, not a curated record. The coding region runs from base 718 to 1380 and encodes 220 amino acids. Gene Ontology annotation, cellular component: box H/ACA snoRNP complex. Gene Ontology annotation, molecular function: box H/ACA snoRNA binding.